Gamsiella multidivaricata is the source of this 519-nucleotide messenger RNA. RefSeq lists its product as uncharacterized. The record is from RefSeq and is a predicted model, not a curated record. The transcript has 3 exons. The coding region runs from base 18 to 464 and encodes 148 amino acids. Lineage: Eukaryota; Fungi; Mortierellomycota; Mortierellomycetes; Mortierellales; Mortierellaceae.
GGUCUGGGUACACAACAAUGCAAGGAAACAACAUUAUCUUAUCAAAUUACGGAAGCGCAUGCAUGCUUGCAAACAAUGCGGGCCUUUUUCUCAAUGCUUAUUACCCAGGAUAUCAACCUCCGAUCGGAGGCGGCAAUAUGACCCAUGUCGACUUCCCCAGCAAAUCCACCAAGGUCAUUCAAUUCCCCAUCACGGCCAGCUACGAUCAACGCCAGGAUCCAGGAUUUACUGUCAUCCAGAGCAUCCUGACAAAGUGUGGUCUUACAGGCGGGAAUGACGGCGAGAUCACCAUUAACUACGACAUCAAGGCAACCUUGAAGAUCAUUGGCAUCCCAAUCUCACCAUCAAUUAAAAAUCAGGCUACGAACAUUGCUUGUCCUACGGAUAUAUCUCAAAUUACAGGUGGCAUUCCUGGAGCAAUCGUUAGCGGCAUCGGCAGUCUCAUCAGUGGCAAACGACGAUAGAGCAAGCCAUCGGAUGCAUAAAGAAAAAAUAAUGAGAAUAAAAAUAAAAAAGGCC